Lactuca saligna is the source of this 2256-nucleotide messenger RNA. Lineage: Eukaryota; Viridiplantae; Streptophyta; Magnoliopsida; Asterales; Asteraceae. The record is from the annotation of a GenBank genome assembly.
AUGGGAUUUUUGAAGAGCGAGGAGGAGCUAGAAGUGAUCGGAGAAGACUCAAAAGAUGUUAUUCUAUAUGUUAAUGGAGUCCGUAAAGUGCUCCCUGAUGGUUUAGCCCACUUAACUCUGCUCGAGUAUCUUAGAGAUGUAGGUUUAACAGGAACGAAGCUAGGCUGUGGUGAAGGAGGUUGUGGGGCAUGCACUGUCAUGGUUUCUUACUUGGAUCAAAAUUCAAAAAAAUGCGUGCACCAUGCAAUCAAUGCUUGCUUGGCUCCAUUGUAUUUUGUUGAAGGAAUGCAUGUAAUCACGGUGGAAGGUCUAGGCAAUCGCAAAUUUGGUUUGCAUCCAAUUCAGGAAUUGUUAGCACGUAAUCACGGCUCACAAUGUGGAUUUUGCACACCUGGAUUCAUCAUGUCCAUGUACGCGCUGUUAAGGUCUAGCAAAACCCCACCUACUGAAGAGCAAAUUGAAGAGAGCAUUGGAGGAAAUUUAUGUCGAUGCACUGGUUAUCGACCUAUUCUCGAUGCAUUUCGUGUCUUUUCCAAGACUAAUGACUUAUUAUACACGAACAAUUCUGUUUCAUCACAAACAGAUGGUGACUUUGUUUGCCCUUCAACUGGUAAACCGUGUUCUUGUGGAUCAAAAACUAUCAAAAAAGGUGAUAUUUGCCACGAUUAUAAACCUGUUUCUUAUAACGAAAUUGAUGGAAGUUCAUACACAAACAAAGAAAUCAUAUUCCCACCUCAACUUUUAAUGAGGAAACCAAGUUGUCUAAGCUUGAAUGGUUUUAAUGGGAUCAAAUGGCAUAGGCCAUUGGAGCUAAAACAUGUUUUAGAGUUAAAAUCAAGAUUCCCUGAUGCAAAAUUAGUUGUGGGAAAUACGGAGGUCGGAAUCGAAACUAGGUUAAAAAAAAUUCAUUACCCGAUUUUCGUAUCCGUGACCCAUGUACCUGAACUUAAUAUUUUGACCAUUAAUGAUGAUGGAAUGGAGAUAGGAGCUGCUGUUAGGCUUUCAGAGCUUCAAAGGUUGUUAAAAAAAGUUGUCAAUGAGCGUUCUUCUCAUGAAACAUCAUCAUGUAAGGCGAUCAUCGAACAAAUAAAAUGGUUUGCUGGAACUCAGAUACGAAAUGUUGCAUCUGUUGGUGGGAAUAUAUGUACUGCAAGUCCGAUUUCAGAUUUAAAUCCUCUUUGGAUGGCUUCAAAAGCAAAGUUUAAAAUCGUUGAUUGUAAUGGAAACUUUAGAACCACUUUAGCUGAAAAUUUCUUUUUGGGGUAUCGAAAAGUGGAUUUGGGGAAAAACGAGAUUCUUUAUUCGGUUUUCCUUCCGUGGACUCGAAAGUUUGAGUAUGUGAAAGAAUUUAAACAGGCACACAGAAGAGAAGACGAUAUUGCCCUUGUAAAUGCUGGAAUGCGUGUUUUUCUUGAAGAAAAAGAUCAGAAAUGGGUUGUUUCUGAUGCUUGUGUUGUUUAUGGCGGUGUUGCUCCUGUUUCUUUAUCAGUUGUAAAAACAAAAGCUUACCUAAUCGGGAAGCCUUGGAAUAAGGAAAUGGUGGAAAAUGCCAUGGAAAUCUUGAAACAGGAUGUUGUGAUUUCAGAAGAUGCGCCAGGUGGCAUGGGAACUUCUGUGGGGUCCCCUGAAGUUCAUAUGUCAGCUAGACUUCAGGUAACGGGAGAGGCGGAGUACACAGAUGACACCCCUAUGCCACCUGGCGGUUUACAUGCUGCUAUGAUAUUAAGCAAGAACCCUCAUGCUCGUUUGCUUUCGAUUGAUGAUUCUGGUGCCAGAUCAUCACCUGGAUUCGCCGGAAUCUUUUUUGCCAAAGAUAUUCCGGGAGAUAAUGCCACCGGGCCUAUUGUUGAAGAUGAAGAAGUCUUUGCUUCUGAUAUUGUCACUUGUGUUGGCCAGGUUAUAGGAGUGGUUGUUGCUGAUACUCAUGAAAAUGCGAAAUUUGCGGCAAGAAAAGUUGUCAUUGAAUAUGAAGUUUUACCACCGAUCUUAUCCAUAAAAGAUGCUGUAAAAUCCAAAAGUUUUUUUCCAAAUUCGAAUAGGAUAUUAUGUAAAGGGGAUGUUGAUCUCUGUUUUGAGUCAAACCAAUGUGAUAAAAUCAUCGAGGGUGAGGUUCAUGUUGGUGGCCAAGAACACUUCUAUUUGGAGCCACAAAGUUCGUUCGUUUGGACCAUGGAUGGUGGCAAUGAGGUUCACAUGAUCUCAUCCACUCAAGUAAGAUCACACUCUUCAGAGUUCUACAAACAAGAUUUUUAUUAA